Molecule: messenger RNA, 2670 nt
Organism: Penicillium griseofulvum
Lineage: Eukaryota; Fungi; Ascomycota; Eurotiomycetes; Eurotiales; Aspergillaceae
Exons: 5
Coding region: 1-2670 (889 amino acids)
Biological process (GO): septin cytoskeleton organization
Cellular component (GO): plasma membrane; cell division site; endocytic vesicle
Source: RefSeq, a predicted model, not a curated record
AUGGACCUCUCACGGCAAGAGUACCCAACGCUGCUGGCCACCCUGCAUCCCGGCCAAGCUACAACCGUCCUAAGCGAUCGCAUUAAACUCAUAAAUAAGAUCAAUGUGGAUAUUGCGGAUUACCUACAGGAACGACGUCGCGUUGAAGAAGCAUACGCCCAAGGGCUGCGGAAGCUAGCACACCGGCCACAGUUAGACAAUGGAGCUGCUCUUGGCAUUUUCCAAAUCCCCUGGCAACGCAUUAUUAGUGCCACCGAAACACUCGCCGUAUCGCAUGAGACCCUGGCGAACAAGAUAGAGGAGGAUGUCGAACGACCCCUAAGGGAAUUUAGCAGCAAGAAUUCAGAGAUGAAGUCGAUGCCCGGUAUCCAGAGUAAUCUGGCGGGGCUGGCGAAGAAUGUGGAGGCUGCGCAGAAGAAGGUAGACAAGGCCAGGGCGAAGGGUGCGAAAGGCGCAGAGAAACUUGCUAGCGAGAUUGCCAACGCCGAGGAAGUGCAUCAGCAAUGGGAUUCGCGGGCUCCCUUUGUUUACGAGCAACUUCAGGCCGCCGACGAGACCCGGCUCAACCACCUUCGGGAUGUUCUAACACAAUUGGAGACACACGAGGUGGACCAAGUGGAGCGCGGUCGCCAGGCCGCUGAAAGCUGCUUGAACGUGCUUCUCAAUGUGGAAACGGCAGAUGAAAUCAAGACAUUUGCUGCUAGAAUGGCGGGCCCUCGUGUCCCUGUGACGCAGGCCGUCCCCAGAAGACAGACCGAACGGGCAGAGACCCCUUCCACACUUGAACUUGGACCUGACCGGACACCGACUGCGCCUGUUGAGGAUCAGUUCUCCACACCGCGAUCAGAAGCACCGCUUCCGCCCCCUCCGCGCAUCCAAGAUGAUGCGGCAAGCCAACUCUCAGAGGCAUCUGAGAGACAACACGCCAUCGCUGAGACAUCGCCAGCACCGGAAGCACAGCCACGGCAUACUCCCCUUGGGGGAUUGAGACGUCUUGGCACUGUUAUGAACAGGCGAAAGAGCGUUGCCCUACCCUCGACUGGAUCUUUCGACCGAAAGGCAGAGAAGAAGCGUAGUCCCUUUGCUGCAUUCAAGCGAGCCGACUCAUCUCGCGAUUUGCAAAUACCAGAAUCUCCCCCCGCGACCGCUUCUGACCGUCCGGGGACAUCCUUCACCGAUCAAUCGUCCUUGCGGAACCCUAGUGUGUCGCAUGAUCGCACCGGAUUGGAUACUGUGGCAACCAUUCCUGAAGCGCACCCAGAGACAAUCAGAAAUGGGGUUGCCCCAGAAAGCCUUGAGCUCACCAAUAACCAUGCCAAUCAGCCACAGGUUGAUUCAGAGGGGUACACCCAGCGACCUGGAACAGUUGACGAGAUCACGCGAGCCCAAAAUGAGGCAGCGGGCCUAGAUGAGUCUGGUAUGAAUUUAACGAUUCGAGAUCAGCCCAUCUUCGAAGAUGAGAGCCAGGCGAAACAGGCCAUGGAUAAUAUGGCAAAUACCCUCCGAAUGCGAGCUCCGCAGACAGGAAUGAGACGCAAUGCAGGCACCAUUCGCGGACGCCGUGAUGUUCGCAAUACUGUGUUUAUUGCUUCUCCUGGCAAUGAGCUUCCGCUGUCUACGACAAAACCAGAGUCCCAGCAGCCCACCUCGCCAAUCAGGAAUAUUACCUCCCCUAGCAUUGCCCCCAGCGUUGGUACGGAUGAUCACACCAUGUCAGAUACUACGUCUGUUCGGUCCGGACACACCAUGCACGGCCCGGGGCCUUCAGUUCAUCCUGAUCUGUAUGGAUCGGGGCUGAAUGCUUCGGUCAUUGAGACCAUCAGUGCAUGGUUCUCAGAGGGUAUUGUCACCAAGUCAUUCGCCGUUGGUGAGCUUGCUCUAGCAUACAACCCCACACCUGGUAUGGCAGACUAUACGCGCAUCCGACUAGACAAUUUCCAAGUGCUGGAAAAGGUAGCGGCCAAUCCCCACUUUGUCCAGGAGGUUGCCAAAGAUGCUGGUGACGACAAGAGAGGCGAAUACGAUAUCCAGCUGGGCAGCAUCUCCCGUUCCAUGCCGACAGUUGCAUUCAAGUAUCAACUGCAUAUCGACCCAGCCAACCCCUCGGCCUACUGCCCCGUGAUAUUCAAGCCAGUGUGGAACCUGGAAGAAUUACAGGCCAGUGCUAUUAUCUACUAUACGCUCAACCCAUCCUUUAUCUCCAAUGUAGCGGAGUCAAUUACCCUCAAGAACCUGGUGUUGACUAUUAAUUUGGACACCGCAGCCGAGGACAAAAAUACCGGGCAGCCGCGCGAGUCUGUCGCCCACGCCGCAAGCGCCGCCAUGUACCCCAAUACCGGCGCCGUCUUCCGUCGCAAAACCUCCACCGUCACAUGGAGAAUUCCCGAUCUGGAAGUCAAGGCCCCCACCACCCCAGGUGCAGAGGGAAAGUUCCUCGUCCGCUUCGUGACGUCCACCUCUGGACCUCGGAAGGGUAUCGUCGAAGCGAAAUUCGAACUUCGCAACGCCGAAUCUGCUUCUCCGCUAGGUAUCAGUCGUGCUGCCUCAGAGGCAGAGCAGAUGGAAGCAGACCCUUUCGCCGACGAGGGUCGUACGUCCCAGCCGUUCGUUCCUUGGCUGGGCGUUCCAACCACACGCAAGCUAAUCAGUGGAAAGUAUGUCUCUUCCUAG